This is a messenger RNA of Propithecus coquereli (Coquerel's sifaka), 577 nucleotides long. It is a transcript of the gene NPY, whose product is annotated as neuropeptide Y. Gene Ontology annotation, molecular function: neuropeptide Y receptor binding; neuropeptide hormone activity. Gene Ontology annotation, cellular component: extracellular region. The transcript is spliced from 4 exons. Lineage: Eukaryota; Metazoa; Chordata; Mammalia; Primates; Indriidae. Gene Ontology annotation, biological process: feeding behavior; neuropeptide signaling pathway. The record is from RefSeq and is a predicted model, not a curated record. Bases 106 to 399 code for a protein of 97 amino acids.
CAGGUGCGACCCGCUCUCUGCACCCCAUCCUCCGGCUCUCACCCUUCGGAGAGGCGCGCCCGACAGCAGAGCGCUCACCGCCCGGCCACGCCCGCCCGCCCGCCCAUGCUAGGUAGCAAGCGCCUGGGGCUGUCUGGAUUGACCCUCGCCCUGUCCCUGCUGGUGUGCCUGGGUGCGCUGGCCGAGGCGUACCCCUCCAAGCCGGACAACCCGGGCGAAGAUGCGCCUGCGGAAGACAUGGCCAGAUACUACUCGGCGCUGCGACACUACAUCAACCUCAUCACCAGGCAGAGAUACGGAAAACGAUCUAGCCCUGAGACACUGAUUUCAGACCUCUUGAUGAGAGAAAGCACGGAAAAUGUUCCCAGAACUAGGCUCGAAGACCCUUCUAUGUGGUGAUGGGAAAUGAAACUUGCUCUCUGGUCUCUUCCUAUUUUCAACCCAUAUUUCAUCCUGUAAAGCGAGAGUCUGCCCAUCCUGCUAAUGCAUGCAGCCAUUGUGCCUAAUUCUGUAAUGUUUUCCUUUGUCAUCAUUGUAUAUAUGUGCAUUUAAAUAAAGUACCAUGCAUUCAAAGGUG